ACCGCUCCCUUCCCUCUCCCAUCGGAGUUUCAGGUGAAUGGUCACAGAGGGAGGAGGCCGCCACACCACUCCCCCUCGCUAUUGUCCACCUCUCCGCUUCUCCUUCCCCUGGCGGAGGCGCCGGGACUCCGGGGAGAACUAGCCAGAUCGCCGAGGAGCCCGAGCCGGGUGCAGCAGAUUGGCCUAUCUUGGGAGCUACGGGGCAUUGCUCAUCCUGAAGAUCAGGUGACCACCGACAUCAGCCAUGUCAUCCAGGCCUUUUGAAAGUCCACCUCCUUACAGACCUGAUGAAUUCAAACCCAAUCAUUAUGCACCAAGCAAUGACGUAUAUGGUGGAGAGAUGCACAUUCGACCAAUGCUCUCUCAGCCAGCGUAUUCUUUCUACCCGGAAGAUGAAAUUCUCCACUUCUACAAAUGGACCUCUCCUCCAGGAGUGAUUCGGAUUCUGUCUAUGCUUAUUAUCGUGAUGUGCAUUGCCAUUUUUGCCUGUGUUGCCUCCACUCUUGCCUGGGACAGAGGCUAUGGAACCUUAGUGGGAGGUGGCAUUGGCUACCCUUAUGGAGGAAGUGGCUUUGGUAGCUACGGAAGUGGAUAUGGCUAUGGUUAUGGCUACGGUUAUGGCUAUGGAGGAGGCUAUACAGAUCCAAGAGCGGCAAAGGGAUUUCUACUGGCCAUGGCUGCCUUUUGUUUCAUGGCUGCAUUGGUGAUAUUUGUUACCAGCGUUAUAAGAGCUGAAAUAUCUAGAACAAGAAGAUAUUAUUUGACUGUGAUAAUAGUGAGUGCUGUCCUGGCCGUUAUGGUGUUUAUUGCCACAAUUGUCUAUAUAAUGGGAGUCAACCCAACUGCCCAGGCAUCUGGGUCUCUCUACAGUUCACAAAUAUAUGCCCUCUGCAACCAGUUUUAUACACCUGCAGCUGCUGGAGUCUAUGUGGAUCAAUAUUUAUAUCACUACUGUGUGGUGGAUCCCCAGGAGGCCAUUGCCAUUGUGCUGGCGUUUAUGGUUAUUGUGGCUUUUGCUUUAAUAAUUUUCUUUGCUGUGAAAACUCGAAGAAAGAUGGACCGGUAUGACAAGUCAAAUAUUUUGUGGGACAAGGAACGUAUUUAUGAUGAGCAACCCCCCAAUGUCGAAGAGUGGGUUAAAAACGUUUCUGCAGGCACACAAGACAUGCCUCCUCCCCUUUCUGACUACGGGGAGAGAGUGGACAGCCCCGUGGCCUACUCCUCCAAUGGUAAAGUGAACGAGAAGCGACUGUAUCCAGAGUCUUCCUAUAAAACAACACCGGUGCCUGAAGUGGCUCAGGAGCUGCCAGUGACUUCACCUGUGGAGGACUUCCGGCAGUCUCAUUACAGCAACAGUGGUAACUUGGAGACGCUUUCAAAAAGGGCUCCCUCGAAGGGCAAGGCAGGAAAGUCGAGGAGAUCAGAGCAAGACCACUAUGAAACAGACUACACGACGGGCGGCGAGUCCUGUGAUGAGCUGGAGGAGGACUGGAUCAGGGAAUAUCCACCUAUCACUUCAGAUCAACAAAGACAACUGUACAAGAGGAAUUUUGACACUGGCCUGCAGGAAUACAAGAGCUUACAAGCAGAACUUGAUGAGAUCAAUAAAGAACUCUCUCGUCUGGAUAAAGAACUGGAUGACUAUAGAGAAGAAAGUGAAGAGUAUAUGGCUGCCGCUGAUGAAUACAACAGACUGAAACAAGUUAAGGGAUCUGCAGAUUACAAAAGUAAGAGGAAUUAUUGCAAGCAGUUGAAGAGCAAAUUGUCACACAUUAAGAAGAUGGUUGGAGAUUAUGAUCGACGGAAAACAUAGACAGCAGAUGCCACAUUGUUAGGUUAAGAAGUAUCUGACUGACAUCUCUGCAAUGUUAUCAGGAGUCAAAAUGACUUUGGACUCUAACCUGGGAGGCCAAAUCUUUGUGAUCAUUACAGAGUUUUGGUAGUUUUAAUAUCAUCAGUAUUGAAUGAUAUCAUCAGUAUAUCAUCAUUUUAUAAAUAGCUUUUGAUAAUCGACUGGGCUGAACACUCCAAGUAAGGACUUUAUGCUUUAAACAUUGGUUCUUGUAUUAAGAACUUUUGUUUGAGGUUUUUAAAGCUUUAAGGAAGGUCCUGGAGUACACUGUGCUGUGAACUUUCACACCCUAGGCAAUCAGGUGUUAAUACCUAAGUAUGCUCAUUGGGUCUUGUAGGGGAUAGUUUAAUUCUCCCAGAAUUCUCCCUUCAGAUAACUGUUACUUAUAAUCAUUUAUUUUCAGAUAAGGAAACUGGGGCCCUGCAAUAAAGUCUCUGAAGUGAAACUGCUUGUUGCCUAGCUUGCAGUUUUGGUUAAGUCUGUUUUAUGACUCCAUUGAUAAAGUCCCUGGCCUUUUCCUAUUUUAACUACUACGGAUACUGAGUCCUACCAGCCUCCAUAUUGAUUUUUUUCUGUGUAUAAAUGCUGAAGAGCUUUUUAUUUCAUGUUAUCCUGGUAAUAAAGAUCAUGUAAAAGUAACAAAUGUGUGAAAUUUGAAGAUUGUAAAUAUAUGUUUACCUUUUAAAAAUCAAAGUUUAAACCUACUGGUUAGAAUUUUGUUGCGUAUUUUUAAAUGCUUUUUGUCUUUUAUGGUUUACAUGCUUUUUUUAAACCAACUAGCCUUUUCCAUUAUAUCAAAGUAUCCAAUUACAAUUCAAUUGUGACUUGAAUUGUAUCUUAUGGGAAUAUUCAAGUUUUGUACAUAUUUUAUAAUUAUUAAAACUGGUGUUUUCUUUC
Messenger RNA from Delphinapterus leucas (beluga whale), 2749 nucleotides. It is a transcript of the gene OCLN, whose product is annotated as occludin. The record is from RefSeq and is a predicted model, not a curated record. Gene Ontology annotation, biological process: bicellular tight junction assembly. Gene Ontology annotation, cellular component: bicellular tight junction; apical plasma membrane; cytoplasmic vesicle. Lineage: Eukaryota; Metazoa; Chordata; Mammalia; Artiodactyla; Monodontidae.